Messenger RNA from Paramisgurnus dabryanus, 1196 nucleotides. It is a transcript of the gene dcxr, whose product is annotated as dicarbonyl/L-xylulose reductase. NCBI's taxonomy places the organism in Eukaryota, Metazoa, Chordata, Actinopteri, Cypriniformes, Cobitidae. Gene Ontology annotation, biological process: xylulose metabolic process; glucose metabolic process. Gene Ontology annotation, molecular function: L-xylulose reductase (NADPH) activity; carbonyl reductase (NADPH) activity. The record is from RefSeq and is a predicted model, not a curated record.
GAAAAUUCAAGUUUUUUGAAGCGAUCAUGUGAUAAACGAAGCCACCUUCAACAACAUUUGUCACUCGCGGUUAUAAAACAGGGUAACUAACGUGUCCCUUCGCGACGCUCGGGUGACCUUUGCUCAGUUUAGCAACUUGUUGAUAGUUUAAGACUGAGACUAGAGUGCUUUACAGCUGUGUCACAAAAUGGAGAUAACAUUUAGUGGAAAACGAGCUUUAGUGACUGGAGCUGGCAAAGGGAUCGGGCGGGCCACUUCUCUAGCUCUGGCACGCUGUGGGGCAGAGGUCACGGCUGUCACACGCACCAAGGUUGACCUGGAUAGCCUAGUGGAGGAGUGUCCCUCCAUCAAGCCGGUAUGCGUGGACCUGUCGGACUGGGAAGCCACAGAGCAGGCGCUGAAAGACGUCGGUCCGGUGGAUCUGCUGGUGAACAAUGCAGCUUGCGCUAAACUUCAGCCCUUUCUGGAGGUCACGCCAGAUCAGUUUGACAUGUCUUUUAAUGUCAAUGUAAAAGCUGCGUUACAUGUUGCACAGAUUGUGGCUAAAGGUAUGAAGACCAGAGGAAGUGGAGGCUCCAUAGUCAAUGUUUCUAGCCAGGCUUCACAAUGUGCCGUGCAAGAUCAUGCUGUAUACUGUGCCACAAAAGGAGCAUUAGACAUACUGACCAAAGUGAUGGCGCUGGAGUUGGGGCCACAUCAGAUAAGGGUAAAUUCGGUGAAUCCAACUGUGGUAAUGACCGAUAUGGGUAAGAUUGGGUGGAGUGACCCAGCAAAGGCCAAGAGAAUGACAUCACGUAUCCCACUAGGAAAAUUUGCAGAAGUGGAAGAUGUGGUCAAUUCCAUUCUCUUCCUGUUGAGUGAUAAAAGUGCCAUGACCAAUGGAGUCAUCCUGCCUGUGGAUGGGGGUUUCCUGGCUUGCUAAAGAGACUAUUACUUCUAAUUGAUUUUUAUUCUCGAUUCAACUCAAUGAAUAAAGAUUAUUUAGAAUAUUAUAUUAUAUUAUAAUAUAGACUGAAUGAAUGAAUGACAGGCUCGCCUCUCGCUCCUUGGUAACAUCGUGCAAGGCAAAAAAAAGGGUGACAUCUAGGGGAGAAGACUAGUAAUUAGAUUAACGUUAAUCUUACGUUCAAUGUUUACGUUAAUAAAAUUGGGGGAAAAAAUUGAUUCGGGGCCUGUGAGAAUCGAUUUUAAAUUGA